Messenger RNA from Aspergillus tubingensis, 1389 nucleotides. RefSeq names its product FAD-dependent monooxygenase fmqB (gene fqzB). The record is from RefSeq and is a predicted model, not a curated record. The transcript has 4 exons. Lineage: Eukaryota; Fungi; Ascomycota; Eurotiomycetes; Eurotiales; Aspergillaceae. Gene Ontology annotation, biological process: secondary metabolite biosynthetic process. Gene Ontology annotation, molecular function: monooxygenase activity. The coding region runs from base 1 to 1389 and encodes 462 amino acids.
AUGACUUUUACGCCUGGGGUUGGCCCGGAUGGGACUGCACCGCCUAACUCCUCCGGAAUUCAUGUUAUUAUUGUUGGCCUCGGUGUGGCCGGUUUAACAGCGGCUAUUGAGUGUUAUCGAAAGGGCCACAGGGUUACCCUUUUCGAAAGAUCCCCGGUAGUGAAAGGUGUUGAGGGUGACGGCAUCACCAUUGGGGCGAACGGCUCACGCGUCACUGCCAAAUGGGGUGAUGGGGCUGUACACGAGCGAAUGUUACCUUUCCGGUUCUUUAUCGAGAAGAUCAAGGUCAUCGAGUAUACAGGCUAUGACUUGGGUGAGUUUGAGCUACGUGGGUAUAACCGAGGUGACGGAUAUACCCUCAAUCGAGGCACGUUGGUUACGGUCAUGUAUGAGCAUGCGCGCGAACUUGGGAUAGACAUCCGUCUAAACUCUCCUGUGACUGACUACUGGGAGACGGACUACGAAGGAGGUGUUGUGGUCCACGGGGAGCGCUUUGCAGCAGACUGUGUCCUCUGUGCAGAAGGUGUGCACAGUAAGGGCAGGGAGAAAAUUACCGGAGAACAGCUUGUUUCAUGGGAGACUGGCUGGUCCGCAUUCCGAGGCUGCUUGAGUACGGAUGCGGUAGCGGCUGAUCCUGCAACCCGAUGGGCCCUUGAUAACGCUGAGAAAUAUGAUCAGACAGUUGGCUGGGUAUCAGAUGAUAUUCACUUCGCACUGUGGAGAGGGAGAAAGGGAAAGGAGCUAUUCUGGUACUGUACCCAUGAGAACGAGUACGCUGCGGAAGAGGGAUGGGAUGGUAGUACAGAUGUGGUUGAGAACGUCCUUGACACCAUCAAGGAUUGGCCUGUGCGCCCGCAGUUGGAGCCACUCAUUCGGAAAGGGAAGGGAGGUUGGUAUGUCGAUCAGAAGUUGGUGACAAGGGAGCCAAUGCAGACAUGGCUGUCUCCUCGUCGAAGGAUGAUGGUUAUCGGAGAUGCCUCUCAUGCCGCUCUUCCCUCUAGUGGCCAAGGGGCUAGUCAGGCAAUUGAAGAUGGUGCCGUUCUAGCGAUUGCACUGGAGCUAAGUGGAAAACAAGAUGUUCCUUUGGCUCUGUCUGUCGGGAUGGCGAUCAGACACGCACGAGCAUCUGUGAUCCAACGUGGGGCGCCACUAGUUUUGAAAUCCAUGAUGAAGACUACCUGCAGAGAUUUGCGGAAGGAUCUAAGUGGCGUUACUCCUCCACAUCCAAGUUGGAUUUUCGACCAUGAUUGUCAAGAGUAUGCUUAUCGCGAGUUUGCAAAGGCUGCCAACUCCAUACUCACUGGCCAACCCUAUCAGCCCACCAAUGUUCCAGCGGAUGGGGUGUAUCGGCUAGAGUAUAAUAGUCGGCCGGUGAAUGGUCAGCCAUGA